AUGAGCCAAAAGAAGCGGAAGCAAUCGCGGAGUGAGUAUUCUAAUAUUCCCCUGAUAUGCGAAGCUGAUAAGACGUCAAGCAUAGUAUUCGUUCAUGGGCUGCAGGGCCACCCGAAGAACACCUGGACGUCGAAAUCUAGAUCAUCGAAUGCAAGCACUCCCAAGUCCACCGACAACCUCGAAGAACGCCUCACAUUCUGGCCGUACCAUCUUCUCCGCGAGGACUGCAAGAAUGUACGCAUACUUACGUGGGGCUACAACUCAAAUGUUUCGGAGUUCUUCAGUGGGUCUGCGAACAAAGGCAAUAUAUUGUCGUACUCGCGCGACCUGCUGGGAGAUUUAGCCGGAGAGCGGAGAUCAUGUCCAACUCGACCAAUAAUUUUUGUUGCGCAUUCCCUUGGAGGUAAAUAUCCUCUAUCUAGAUACAUGCUUCUCCGCGCGAGCGAGAGCGAGGGAGAGCGGGAUAAGAAUAUCUACCUAUCUACGAAAGCAAUACUGUUUCUCGGUACUCCACACGGAGGCGGCAAUUUUGUUGAUUGGGGCGAAACUGCAAGGAGAAUCGUGAGUGCUAUUGGUUUCGACACUAACCACCAAAAUACUCGCGAUCUUGCUAUUGAUAGUCCAAUGUUGGAGGAUUGUCGCGAACGCUUUCUCAAUCUACACAAUCGCAGAAAUUUUGAGAUAUGUACUUUUCAAGAGGCAUGUGGCAUGAAGGGUACUUCGCUACUAGGUCUCAACCGGAAGGUUGUGGAUGGUGUCUCGUCGGAAUUCCCUGACACAGGAAGAAGGUUCACAAUCAAUGCCAACCAUAUGGAGAUGUGUAGGUAUUCGAGCAGAGAGGAUGAUGGGUACAGGAAGGUCUCCCGCGAGUUGCGCAUUUUGUGUGAGGAGAUUGAGAAAAGCCUCAAAGAGGAAGAAGCUUUAAAGCAUCAAGAGCGUCAGUGA
Molecule: messenger RNA, 945 nt
Organism: Hyaloscypha bicolor E
Lineage: Eukaryota; Fungi; Ascomycota; Leotiomycetes; Helotiales; Hyaloscyphaceae
Exons: 5
Coding region: 1-945 (314 amino acids)
Source: RefSeq, a predicted model, not a curated record